Malassezia pachydermatis is the source of this 429-nucleotide messenger RNA. Its product is annotated as 40s ribosomal protein s10. Gene Ontology annotation, molecular function: structural constituent of ribosome; RNA binding. NCBI's taxonomy places the organism in Eukaryota, Fungi, Basidiomycota, Malasseziomycetes, Malasseziales, Malasseziaceae. The transcript has a single exon. Gene Ontology annotation, cellular component: cytosolic small ribosomal subunit. The coding region runs from base 1 to 429 and encodes 142 amino acids. The record is from RefSeq and is a predicted model, not a curated record.
AUGAUCAUUUCGAAGGAGAACCGUCGCACAAUCUACACUGCGCUCUUCCAGGAGGGUGUGCUUGUGGCCCCGAAGAACUUCGAGAUCAAGCACCCUAACCUCGAUGUGCCGAACCUUGAGGUCGUGAAGGCUAUGCAGUCGCUCACCUCGAAGGGCUUCGUGCACACUCGCUUCAGCUGGCAGUGGUACUACUACGUGCUCACUGAUGAGGGUCUUGAGUACCUCCGUGAGUACCUGCACCUUCCUUCGGAGAUUGUGCCGGCCACCCACAAGCGCCCGGCUCGUCCCCAGCGUGCCGUUGUCGGCGACCGUGAGGGCUUCCGUGGCAACCGCGGUGGUGACCGCGAGUACCGCCGCCGCGGUGACUUUGAGAAGAAGGGUGACGCCCCGAGCGGUGGUUUCCGCCCCCGCUUCGGCCGCCAGGAGUAA